Messenger RNA from Mucor velutinosus, 822 nucleotides. RefSeq lists its product as uncharacterized. The transcript has a single exon. The coding region runs from base 1 to 822 and encodes 273 amino acids. Lineage: Eukaryota; Fungi; Mucoromycota; Mucoromycetes; Mucorales; Mucoraceae. The record is from RefSeq and is a predicted model, not a curated record.
AUGGAGGAACGUGUUGAUAUUCUGACUAGUAAAAUGCUCUGGCGGGUGCAUACGCAACUGCCUGGUGAUACUCUUCUUAUGGUUUUGGCUCCCUCUCUUGUGUCCUUCAAGCAUCGUUUGAACAAGUUGGCCGUCAAAAAUCCAAUCUGGGAUCCUACUUUUGCUGGUGGUGGUGCUGAUAAUUCUCUUGCUUUGGAUCGUCGUGGUCUUGCUGACAAGAUCAAGGUGUAUCGUCUUGAUUCCCUCCAAUGUCGGUUACAUCCUGCUCCUCCUGUUUCUCCUCCUGUUCUCCUCUCUGCUUGUCGUCCUUCACUCAUGGUGGAUCCCAUCCUGUAUCUUCCAAUGUCUGUGUUUGACCGUAGUCGUAUUCUCCGUUGGCGCAUGGGAUGGCUACCUGCUAGGCCAGUUCCAUGUCGCUGUGGUGCUCCUCACGCUAGCCGCAACCAUCUGCUAGAGUGUCUUGGUGUUGCUUCAAAGCUUUUGUUUACUGAUGAUCCUCUUGGUGCUGAUUAUUUGCCCAAUCCUCUGGACUUUUGGCUCAAUCGACUACCUCGUAUGCAACCUUCUGCCUCUAAACUCGUGUCGUCUCGCUCCUUUUGGUCUGUUCGCUGGCCUGUCAUGCUCCAAAUCUUUUUGGAUAUUGACAUGAUCUGUCAUCCUGAUGCUGAAUUUACUGGUAAAGCUCUGGACUCGUCUGGUUCUGCCUUUCUCGACUGGUUGACCCCGGUUUCCUCAAUUACCUCUGUUUCGGGUACGCCUCCUAUCUCUUCCUCAGAUAGUGCUGGUAUUACUGUCGCUAUUCCACAUCUUUUGUCUCACUAA